Messenger RNA from Lontra canadensis (Northern American river otter), 1787 nucleotides. RefSeq names its product olfactomedin 1 (gene OLFM1). NCBI's taxonomy places the organism in Eukaryota, Metazoa, Chordata, Mammalia, Carnivora, Mustelidae. The coding region runs from base 266 to 1669 and encodes 467 amino acids. The record is from RefSeq and is a predicted model, not a curated record. The transcript is spliced from 6 exons. Gene Ontology annotation, biological process: signal transduction.
GAGCGUGGCGCGCGGGUCCCUCUGCGCCACCCGGCCGCCUUCCUCGCAAACUUUUGGCACCCCCGCCCAGGCGCGCCGGAGCGGGUGGGGGAACGCAGGAGGAGGGGCCGCGGAGGGCCGCGCCCCGCCCGGGGACAGCGGGGACAGCGCGCAGGACGCGCUCGCCAUGCAGAGCGGAGGCUCGGGGUGCUGAAGGCGCGGGGCCAGCAGAGCCGGGAGCGCGUCCGCGUCCACGCAGCGCCGGCGCCAGCACCAGGGCUCCUGCAUGCCAGGACGGCGGCGGUGGCAGCGAGACAUGCAACCGGCCCGGAAGCUCCUCAGCCUCCUCUUCCUCGUCCUGAUGGGCACGGAACUCACUCAAGUGUUGCCCACCAACCCCCAGGAGAGCUGGCAGGUGUACAGCUCCGCCCAGGACAGCGAGGGCAGGUGCAUCUGCACAGUGGUCGCCCCCCAGCAGACCAUGUGCUCACGGGAUGCCCGCACGAAACAGCUCAGGCAGCUACUGGAGAAGGUGCAAAACAUGUCUCAAUCCAUAGAGGUCCUGGACAGGCGGACCCAGAGGGACUUGCAGUAUGUGGAGAAGAUGGAGAACCAAAUGAAGGGACUGGAGUCCAAGUUCAAGCAGGUGGAGGAGAGCCAUAAGCAACACCUGGCCAGGCAGUUCAAGGCGAUAAAAGCGAAAAUGGAUGAACUUAGGCCUUUGAUACCUGUGUUGGAAGAGUACAAGGCCGAUGCCAAAUUGGUAUUGCAAUUUAAGGAGGAGGUCCAGAAUCUGACGUCAGUGCUUAACGAACUGCAAGAGGAAAUUGGCGCCUAUGACUACGAUGAACUUCAGAGCAGAGUGUCCAAUCUUGAAGAAAGGCUCCGUGCAUGCAUGCAAAAACUAGCCUGCGGCAAGCUGACAGGCAUCAGUGACCCUGUGACCGUCAAGACCUCGGGCUCAAGGUUCGGGUCCUGGAUGACGGAUCCUCUGGCCCCAGAAGGUGAUAACAGGGUCUGGUACAUGGACGGUUACCACAACAACCGCUUUGUCCGCGAGUACAAGUCCAUGACCGACUUCAUGACCACGGACAAUUUCACGUCCCACCGCCUCCCGCACCCCUGGUCCGGCACGGGGCAGGUGGUCUACAACGGCUCCAUCUACUUCAACAAGUUCCAGAGCCACAUCGUCAUCCGGUUCGACCUGAAGACGGAGACGAUCCUGAAGACGCGGAGUCUGGACUAUGCCGGUUACAACAACAUGUACCACUACGCCUGGGGCGGGCACUCAGACAUCGACCUCAUGGUGGACGAGAACGGGCUGUGGGCCGUCUACGCCACCAACCAGAACGCGGGCAACAUCGUGAUCAGCAAGCUGGACCCCGUGUCCCUGCAGGUGCUGCAGACGUGGAACACGAGCUACCCCAAGCGCAGCGCGGGCGAGGCCUUCAUCAUCUGCGGGACCCUCUACGUCACCAACGGCUACUCUGGGGGCACCAAGGUCCACUACGCCUACCAGACCAACGCCUCGACCUACGAGUACAUCGACAUCCCCUUCCAGAACAAGUACUCCCACAUCUCCAUGCUGGACUACAACCCCAAGGACCGCGCCCUGUACGCUUGGAACAACGGCCACCAGAUUCUCUACAACGUCACCCUCUUUCACGUGAUCCGGUCCGACGAGUUGUAGUUAUCUCCGCCCGGAAAGCCCGGGGGGCCGCGGCUUCCCCCACACGGACCUUCCUGGGGGACAGCUGCCGACAUAACCUAACGACAGUAAUAAUACUAAUUUUGAAACGUCAGCAGCA